Molecule: messenger RNA, 186 nt
Organism: Racocetra persica
Lineage: Eukaryota; Fungi; Glomeromycota; Glomeromycetes; Diversisporales; Gigasporaceae
Source: the annotation of a GenBank genome assembly
GAAGAAAAUCCACCCACAGGAAGAACACCCGAAGGAAAACCACCCGCAGGAAGAUCCACCGAACACCCAAUGGAAGAACCAUCCGAAGGAAAAACCAUUUGCGCGAAAGACCGCUCAAAGGAAGCCACUAAACCAGAGCACUAUAGAUCGGAAACACUUCAGCAGGACAACACCUCGAAUUAUUAA